CUCUUCUUCUUCUUCUUCUUCUUCUCUACUCUCUCUUUUAGGUCUUCUUGUUUUCGUAGCCGAACUUUAAAAACCUUGCUGAGGAGCCUCUCUCUCACUCGUCUUGAGAUCUAACCCUAGCUUCUCUCCUCUUCGCUGUCUAUUAAAAUGUCGGAAGAACCUGAGUAUAGAUGCUUUAUUGGUGGCCUUGCCUGGGCUACAACUGAUAGGAGUCUAACAGAUGCUUUUGACAAGUAUGGGAAGCUUGUUGAAGCCAAGGUGGUUGUUGAUAAGUUCACUGGGCGCUCUCGUGGAUUUGGGUUUGUCACCUUUGAUGAUAAAAAAGCUAUGGAAGAGGCAAUUGAGGACAUGAAUGGAAGGGAUUUAGAUGGACGAACUAUCACUGUUGAUAAAGCUCAGCCUCACCAGGGUUCGGGAAGAGAUUAUGAUGGUGACCGCGGUCGUGAUCGUGGCGGCCGUGAUCGUGACCGUGGUCGUGAUUAUGGAGGUGGUGGACGUGGAUCUGGGGGCGGAGGAGAUUGCUUUAAGUGUGGGAAGCCUGGACAUUUUGCAAGGGAGUGUCCUAGUGAAGUUUCAAGAGGAGGUGGCGGCAGGUAUGGUGAUAGGGAUGAUAAGUAUGGUGGAGGAGGUGGUGGUGGGGGUGGUGGUAGCCGCUACAGUGGUGGACCUGAUAGAAAUGGUGACCGAUACAGUGGGCGCAGCAGGGACUCUGGUUCUGGUGCUCGUUCAAGCUCUGGAAGCGAUCGUUUUAGUCGUGACCGCUCUGGUCCAUAUGAGCGUCGGGGAACAGGAGGCUUCCGCUCUGGUUAGAAUCAUUGCUUUGGACAGUGCUUACUAAUGGAAGGAGCUCCUCAACUUACUUUCACCGUCUGCACUGCUUUGAAGUUUCUUCUGGAUAUGUUCUGAUGAUGUUUGAGUGGACUAAUGUUGUUAGACCAGAAUUAUGAAAGUGCGAAUGUUGCAAAGAUAUUCUCCUGUUUUUUGUUGCUAUAUGCUCGACGGAAUGUUUUGAUCCGACGGAAUUUUAUGCUUACUUGAUUAUCACAUUUGAAUUUGGCCUUAUA
Messenger RNA from Argentina anserina (silverweed cinquefoil), 1064 nucleotides. Its product is annotated as glycine-rich RNA-binding protein RZ1A. The transcript has 4 exons. The record is from RefSeq and is a predicted model, not a curated record. Gene Ontology annotation, molecular function: RNA binding; zinc ion binding. Lineage: Eukaryota; Viridiplantae; Streptophyta; Magnoliopsida; Rosales; Rosaceae. Bases 148 to 810 code for a protein of 220 amino acids.